AUGGAAUUAACCCAAGUCGAACAAUAUGAAAGUGAUUUAUCAGAAGAAGAAUUAUUCGAAGGUCAAGAAACAAGUGAACCUACACGAAAACAACGGAAGAAAAUUUCAAAAGUUUGGAUUAAAAAAGUUGUAUUUGAUACUAGUACAGAAGCAGAAGUAUCAAUUGGAAAUCAAUGGUCAAAAUAUUACACGAAUUAUACAGAAGAGGGAAGGAAAGUGUAUUACAGAUGCAAAAAAGCGAAACGCCAUGGUCCUCAAUGUACUGCAGGUACAUAUCUCUUAUACCAUGCAGAUAGUGAUAAAGUGACUAUCUAUGAAACGGAAACAGAACAUCAACAUCAUCAAGAUGAAGUUCGUGGUAUUGAUGAAAGUGUUAGAAAGGUUAUAGAAGAUUUAUUCAACGAUGGUAUUAAGAAACCAAAACUUAUUCUUCGAGCACUUGAAUCAAGGAAAGUGAAAGUGCCAACGUCAAUACAAUUAAACAACUAUCUUGUCUAUUACAGGAAAAAGAAGUAUGGUUCACACAAAAUAAGCCUAGGUGAACUUGAAGAAUGGUGUAAGAAUAAUGAAACUGUUCCAGUUGAUGAAAAUCAAUCCUUUGUUGUGUUUUAUAAGAUCUUGUAUAAUAACGAUGAAUAUGAAGAUGAUGAGGAUAUCGAAGAUGAUACGUGUGAUAAAUUUCGAUUCUUCAUAUCGUCUCUUCGUUUACUCAAUAUUGCAUCAACAUCACAACAUAUACAUGCUGAUGCCACGUAUAAAUUAGUGUGGCAGGGUUUCCCGGUUUUGAUUGUAGGAACAACAGAUCUAAAUAAGGUUUUUCAUCCAUUUGGUAUGGCAGUAUGCUCUAAUGAGAAAACGAAAGAUUUUCAAUUCAUAUUCAACAGUCUUCAAGUUGGUAUGCAGAAAAUUGGUAAAGAUUUACUGAAACCAACAGCUUUAAUAUCAGAUGCUGCUGAUGCCAUCAAAAAUGGAUUUAACAAUGUGUUUGGCGAAUCACACAACGAAAUAAUGUGUUGGGCACAUAUGAAACGGAAAGUGGAAAAUCGAAUAUGUCACAUAGAUAACAAAGAAGUGAGAAAAGAUAUAUUAGAAGAUAUUGAGAUGCUUCAACUGUGUAAUUCAACAACUACGUUCAAACUAGCAACAACAUUGUUCAUGAAAAAAUGGAAGAUAAAUUCGAAACAAAAGAACCAAUCAAUAUUAGAGUUUCUAGAUUACUUUGAUUAUGAAUGGAUAAAAUUAAACGAUGGUUGGUAUGAAGGGAUUCAAUUAAAUACACCAAGUACAAACAACGCUCUCGAGUCUACUAACAGAACAAUUAAAGAUGACGGAACCUUUCGAGAACGCCAUGUAUUAUCAAGAUUUCUGACAAUUUCUGCAGAUAUAAUUUAUAACUGGUCAACUGAACGUGAUCCAUCAUCAGUUAAUGUAAAAGUUUUUGCCAUGGAGCCAACAAUAUCUUUGCAAUUGUGGACAUCUUCUUAUCAAUGGGCUCAAUCAAAAAAAGAAGUUACUUGUCUUUCACAUGGUUCUACUAAGAAGUACUAUAUUCCUGCUCGUGAUAUUCAAUCGAUUACAAGAAGUGAUAUAAACAAGUACAAUAAGAAGCAAUGGACAACGUUCAAUCAGUUUAAGAAGUCAUAUGACAUGUGGUGUAUGGAGCUAGAGAAUGAUACUCACUGGAAAACAUCAAAAUGUAAUUGUCCAUAUUUUUUAAAGAAUUAUAUAUGCAAGCAUGUUGUCGGAAUGGCUAUUCGUCUCAAAUACUGUAAACCACCUGCAUCAGCAAAAACUGUUCCAAUUGGACAGAAGAGAAAGCGUGGCAGACCAGCCAAAGCUAAAGCUGCAUUAUUGAUGCAAUAA
Molecule: messenger RNA, 1863 nt
Organism: Adineta ricciae
Lineage: Eukaryota; Metazoa; Rotifera; Eurotatoria; Adinetida; Adinetidae
Source: the annotation of a GenBank genome assembly